ACGCCCCGGGCGGUUCUGAGUUCCUGUCAUUCGAACCACGCCUGGCGAAGCUUGAGAUACUUGCCACUACCCCGACCAACUUAUUUGUGACCACACCCUACACUCCCGGAACAAGCGUACCAAUGGCCGGAAUGGCCCGACAAGGCUCGGCCAGUGCCUACCAGGGCUUUUCCGUUUGCCAGCCGGCACUCGGAUCGGCCCUGCAGUGGCUCCCUGCCAUCGGCACCCCUGAACUCGACGACAUGAUCAACGCCUUCCUCCCCGGCCCGGCUUCCAUUCAGGACAAGCGGGCCCACAUCGCCAUGGACUUCUUUGAAUACGCUCGCCAGACUGGCGAGACCUUCAAGUUCUAUCCUGUUCCCUCGGCAUCCUUCACUCCGCUUACUGCGUCUCCGGCUACCACUCUGUACGACUCGGGCUACGGCUCAAACUUCAACCUCUCCCCAACCAUCUCGGAGCAGGUCCCCUGGACCCAAUCUUCCACGACCUUCACUCCCUCAGUAUCCUCCAGUGUCGGAAUCAAGCCACGUCCUGCUGCCUCCAAGAAGUCCAGCGUCUCCAGCACACGGCAGCACACUACGGACUUCGCAAAUCACCCCGGCAUGCGAAUCAUGACUAAGGACGGCCGUGAUGUCACCAACUCUGCUUCUCGUGGCUGCAAGACUAAGGAGCAGAGGGACCACGCCCACCUGAUGCGCAUUAUUAAGGCUUGCGACUCCUGCCGACGCAAGAAGAUCCGCUGCGACCCCAGUCACAAGAAGAGGGCUGCCUCGCAAGCUUCCCCUGCUCAGGCUGAGCAAAAGCCUGCCAAGAAGUCUAAGAAGGCCCAAGAGCCACCUCCAGCACCAUCAAUCGAAGCUGCAACCGACUUCAUUCUCGACGGUAGCCUCAACACAGCGUUUGACUUCCCCUCCUUGGACGCUAGCUCCCAGGAAUUUGAGGAGUACUGGAACCAAUUCGUCUCCUUUGAGGAGCCCGUUGCAGUACCCAACGAUCAUUUCGUUGAAGACUUUGAUUUCACCUCCUUCAUCGACUCACAAGACUUCUCUUCGCCAAGCUCCCUGUCUUCGGCUUCUCCGUCACAGCUCUUCACCCCGUUCACACCGGCGGCUUCCGGCACAUCACCCACUGUCUCAACUCCUGUUGUUGAUGUCGCGGGCGAUGUCUCGCUUGAUGACCCGACAGUACCAUACCUCAAUCCGGAUGUUCUCCAUGGCACAAACUAUGUCGAUUUCAACCUGUACUCGCCUGGUCCCGACUCUUUCGAUGAAGACCCUGUUCUUCAGAUGAGGGACGUUUCCGUCGUCCGCGGAGCCGCCGUUGAGAGGUCGCGACACAUGCAAGUACCGGAUGUCAGCGCAUGGUCUGUCAAUGAACUAGCCUCCAGUGAGAGGCCAGAUUGUGAUCCUCUGAACGAUGUCGGCCCGGUCAAUCCAGCACUUCCCGAUGGACCCCAGUCAUUCGGCUAUUCACCGCUGUUCUCCCAGGUUGAAUGGACCCGCGAGGGUGGCUCGUCACCAGAGCGACCAGUAUUCUUCCAGGGUCACUCUGUGAAUGUCGACGCUCCGGAGGGCUAUGCUGCGCAGUCCCCUACCGUUGAUGAGCACACAUCGAGCAUUGUGGCGGCCAACAUUGUCCCGUCGUCAGUUAGUCUGGGCUCAUCACCUCGACCCAGGAGGCCACCACAGGAUUCGCCUGGCCUGACGGGCUUGCCAUCUUACCCUGAGUCUACCCCAGGGGUUGCCGGUCAAUUACACAGUCUUGAACGUGCUUCGGCCCCUGAGAAGGGAUCACGUUACUGCAAGAUUGGCUCGCCGUCAACAAAGGGCCUGACUGGCAUCGAGCCUCAUUCGUGGAGCGUUGCCGAUGGACAACAUGGUGUCUCGCAGGGUACAUCUGUACCUGGUGUACCUGGUGUCGCUUCAUUGGCGACCGAGUUGAUCUCAACCAUUCCGGCCCGGCGCAUUGUCUCGGGAGAAGUUUCGAAGGAUGAUUCGACCUAUUGUUGGUUCCUGUCAUCCAUCUUCUUCUUCCAGCUUGCCGUGUUCGGUCUUGUCUCGUUCCUAUGUGCAUCUGCACUGCAGACACACCUGGCAAGUCAAGCCAACUUUGUUAACAUCCUCACCUUCGCAUCAUUAUCUCUUGCCUCCCUGACAUCUCGGUGUCUGGGAGCUUCGAGCGCGACACGGGUCGCCUCGAAGACCUUGCCAAUACCGACGGCUUCGGGCAUCAUCGACAAUGUCAAGUCGAAGAUUCAGGCCGUUGACCAGAGCCUAAGGGGCCUCAGGUCAACGGCAUCUCGGCGAGCGAGGGACUCAGUCCCCCGCUUCACGUCGGUCACGUCUUUCAAGGGCUAAGCCUUGGAAGGUGUGGGGCAGGUGUAUGAGAUCUGUGUCGAUGUUUUGUUUGUUAGCGAUUGGUUUUUGACUAUGAUACCCCGGGUUUGGAUUUUGAGACAAGUGUCGUCCUCUUCCUUGCAUGUACUGUAUUCA
Canariomyces notabilis is the source of this 2492-nucleotide messenger RNA. RefSeq lists its product as uncharacterized. Gene Ontology annotation, biological process: regulation of DNA-templated transcription. The transcript has a single exon. The coding region runs from base 123 to 2357 and encodes 744 amino acids. The record is from RefSeq and is a predicted model, not a curated record. Gene Ontology annotation, molecular function: zinc ion binding; DNA-binding transcription factor activity, RNA polymerase II-specific. NCBI's taxonomy places the organism in Eukaryota, Fungi, Ascomycota, Sordariomycetes, Sordariales, Chaetomiaceae.